CAACAAAGAGUACCUUCCAAUUCUAACUCUGUUUAGUGUGUGAGGCAUUUUCUCAUCACCUACCACUGAUAACUCCAUCUUUCCUUCUUAUAAUCCCCACCAUUUUCUCUCUCUUUUGUGUCUCUGGGUUACAGGUUUUAGGAAGGGAAAUGUGUUGUCUGAAAGCACCAUCUCAGCUUAGAUUCAGACUCACAUUUUCCAUCCUGAAAAAAACCCAUAUAGGAAAUCCAACCAAAUUGGCUAUAUAACUCAUGUUCUGAUGUGGGUUCAUUUGGGUGUCUUUGGGUGUCUUGGGAUGUGGUCUUGUUAGACAUGAGUGUGUGUUUGGCCAGAGAUCUAGGGUUAGUGUCUUCUUCAUUGUCUGUGGAGAAGGUAUGGUGAUGAGUUUUCUGAGAUCUGAGCUCUGAAGGUUGUUCUUCUCUGUCUUUAUCUCAGAGGUGUUUUGACAUUCAAAAAAUGGCCAAUGAUCUGAAUGCUGAAUUAUCCAAACAAACAAUCAUUUUUGGUCUCAAAGUCUGGGAAUUGAUUGGGACCAUUGUUGGGUUAUUUAUUAUACUUAUCCUCUGUGCAUUAACCUUUCAUCUUACUUCACGAAAGAAGUCGAGGAAAGCUGUAGACAAGAUUCCCCUGAGCCACAUUCCAACUGUUUCCAAGGAAAUUAAAGAAGUACAAGUGGAGCAAGUGUCUAAGAAUGAAUUUGUUCCACGCGACGGGAUUCUACUCACCAUUCAUGACAAAUCCAGUGAUAAAGGAUCAGAAAAGGUUAUGGUCCAUCAAGGUAUGGGGAAAACGAAGAACGGAGAUAACAGUAGUCAGUCAGGCUCGUUUAAUAAUUUUGGUGGAGGGUCUCAAUCUGGUGAAGAAGGAAACUCUGGCAACUAUGGUGUGAAUAAGCCUUCUUCACAGUCAAUAGCUGCUCCUUCUCCUCUCGUUGGUCUGCCUGAAUUCUCUCAUUUGGGUUGGGGUCACUGGUUUACAUUAAGGGAUCUUGAACAUGCAACAAACCGAUUUUCAAAGGACAAUUUUCUUGGUGAGGGUGGAUAUAGUGUUGUUUAUCAGGGACGUUUGAUUAAUGGGACUCCAGUGGCAGUCAAAAAGCUUCUCAACAAUCUGGGCCAAGCAGAGAAGGAAUUUAGAGUGGAAGUUGAAGCUAUUGGUCAUGUGCGCCAUAAAAAUUUGGUUAGACUUUUGGGGUAUUGCGUUGAAGGAACUCAUAGGUUGUUAGUUUAUGAGUAUGUCAACAAUGGCAAUUUGGAACAAUGGCUUCAUGGAGCUAUGCGCCAGCAUGGAAAUCUUACUUGGGAGGCUAGGAUGAAGAUUCUCCUUGGCACGGCUAAGGCUCUUGCCUACUUGCACGAAGCUAUUGAGCCAAAAGUGGUGCACAGAGACAUUAAGUCGAGCAAUAUAUUGAUUGAUGACGACUUCAGCGCCAAGGUUUCUGAUUUUGGCCUGGCCAAGCUACUUGGUGCUGGAAAAAGUCACAUCACAACUAGGGUUAUGGGAACCUUUGGAUAUGUAGCUCCUGAAUAUGCAAAUACUGGCCUUUUGAAUGAAAAGAGUGAUGUCUAUAGCUUUGGGGUUGUGCUUCUGGAAGCAAUUACAGGACGAGAUCCAGUGGAUUAUGGUCGUCCUGCCCAAGAGGUAAAUCUGGUUGAUUGGCUGAAAAUGAUGGUUGGAAGCAGGCGCUCAGAGGAAGUGGUGGACCCAAACAUUGAAACCAGGCCAUCAACGAGAGCUCUUAAACGAGCACUUCUGACUGCUUUGAGAUGUGUUGACCCAGAUUCUGACAAGAGACCCAAGAUGAGCCAAGUUGUUCGUAUGCUUGAAUCAGAGGAAUAUCCCAUACCAAGAGAGGAUCGAAGGCACCGUAGAACUCAAGCAGGUAGCAUGGAGACUGAGUCACAGAGGGAGAAUUACGACACCGACAAGAGCGACAAUCCAGAUCCAAAUCCAAGGUCAGAGAGUAGAAAAAUCUACAAAAAAUAACCAAACAUGUCAUUCUCUAUCAGCACAUUUAUUUGAGAAAUAGAGCUGGGGUUUUUGUCGAGGGAGGGGAGAGAAAUCUUUUGGUUGUCUUUGUUUUCUGUUUUUUCUGUGUUUUGUAUUUAAAGUAGAUGGAGAGAUGAUUGUUUUUUCUUUGUUUUUGUUUUUUUUGGGUGUGUUUGUAUGAAAGUGGUGAUAUUGUGUAAAAACCAAAACCAUUUAACGGGGGUGUGUACAGGAGGUUCUUUUAGCUACCUUGCUUGUUGAAAUGCUCUUUUUUCUAUUUUUAAAAACCAAAAACCCGUCUGUGUAUGUCAU
This is a messenger RNA of Camellia sinensis, 2301 nucleotides long. Its product is annotated as putative receptor-like protein kinase At2g42960. Gene Ontology annotation, biological process: protein phosphorylation. Gene Ontology annotation, molecular function: protein kinase activity; ATP binding. The record is from RefSeq and is a predicted model, not a curated record. NCBI's taxonomy places the organism in Eukaryota, Viridiplantae, Streptophyta, Magnoliopsida, Ericales, Theaceae.